UACUACGACCUCUAGUACAUGGACCACUACCGAAGAGGCGACCACGUCCUCAACAACCACAACUACUCUGUCUUCUACAACUCCGACUACCGAAGUUGCUGCGACUUCUACUGUGACUUCCUCGAAGACAGAGGGUCUCGAGAAAACUAGGGUCGAUGAACUGUCUUCUGCUGGUACUACGACAUCUACUACAUCGACCACUACUGAAGAAGCGAUCACGUCGUCAACAACCACAACUACUUUGUCCUCCACGACAGCUUCGACUACCGAGGCUACUGCGACUCCUACUACGACGGAAAUUGUCGAGGAAGUUUGGGUCGAGGAAUUGUCUCCUUCCACUACCACGACAUCUACUACGUCGACCACUACUGAAGGAGCGAUCACGUCCUCAACCACCACAACUAGUCUGUCCUCUACAACUCCGACUACCGAAGUUACUGCGACUUCUACUACGACGGAGA
This is a messenger RNA of Perkinsus marinus ATCC 50983, 461 nucleotides long. RefSeq names its product protein PARM-1 precursor, putative. The record is from RefSeq and is a predicted model, not a curated record. The annotation marks the transcript as partial. Lineage: Eukaryota; Perkinsozoa; Perkinsida; Perkinsidae. The transcript has a single exon.